GCGAAAGAUAAGAAGGGCCGUUUCGCCGCGCUCCGAUCUCGCGUUUUUAUCAAGGAAAAAACGCUGCUUCAAAUGGUGUGCAAUUAAUUUGUCGAGAGUGAGGAAACUCGUAUUGUGGAAUUUGUGAACGGAACAGUGUGUGUGUGAGAGUGGAUUUUUGUGGGUUUUUUCUCGAGAGACACGCGGUGAAAUUGUGCAGAAAAGAAGUGGUUGGAAAGGAGCGAAAGAUGAAGAAAUAAAUCACGCCGAGAGGAGAGACUUUUGGCGACACAGAACAUCCAUUGGAGGAGGAAGAGAGGUGAGGAGCACACGAAACCGGUUCCACGGCUUCUUACCUGGUCCGGCCGAACUUACCUCUGAUAAGCACAAAAAAAAAGAUCAAUUAACUCCCUAAAAAUACGCAUCGGAGGAGUGCUUUCAUGUAGGAUAUUUCCAGAGAAAGAGAGAGAGAGUGGCUGAGCCUCGCGGGGGAGGAUGACGACUUGCAGCAGUUCAAGAGAUCUGCCCGAAUUGUGAGUCAAAUGAAGAAAUUCCACUUGUCUCGUGCCUCUCGUGCUUCGGAUGAGUUAUUGGAGGAGGAAUCUCGAGUGAUCUAUGGGACUCUCUAGAGGGGAGACACACUGUGAACACGCACUCAAUUGAUCUACAUACAGAGCCACACUUGAGAUUCCCGGCGAGAUGGCCGAGGAGGCGUCAGAGGAGAUGAAGGGCAUCAAUGCCACGGAGAAGUACACAAAGAAGUUCGAUCCGGAGGAGAUUAGUCCACUUAAGCAGCCCAAACAGGUGACAAAUUCCACUAAUCAAGACACUUCCGUCACCGUCAGCGACAGUCCUGAGGUUAAUCCACCCAAGAAGAAGACAAAGUACAAAAUUACAGAUCACUAUGAGAGUGUCAUCGCGCAACUGGAGCUGAACAAGAGAUCUCAAACUGUGUUCCUCUGCCUCAUUGGACUGUGCAUUGUCCUCGUUGUUGUCCUGAUCAGCAUGAUUGUCUUCUGGCCCAGGAUUCACGACUACAUGACAGCUGAAGUGUGCGUGGACAAGGAGUGCCUCGAUGCCAGUGCUCAGAUCCUAAGGUGGUCUAAUAUAUCCCUGGAUCCUUGUCAGGAUCCCUUCGAAUGGAGUUGCGGAAAGUUCGACAGUGAAUUUCAGCACCACAGUUUUCACGGAAUGCAACGAGGAGAGUGGAACUUCAACUCCCACCUCGAAUACGAGGAAAUCUCCGAAAUUCACUCAUUCAUCUCCAAACUGCCUAAAGACACAGUUUCGUAUUCUGCCCAAGUGAAGAUGAAGGUUUUGCAUAAGAACUGCAUGAAUCUCGAGUCCAGCGAUGAUAUCGAAGGGAUGACAACAGUUAACAAGGCGAUAGCGAACUUGGACGGCUUUUGGAUACUGGGCGACAGUCUGCUCGUGUGGGAUUUUCGCAAGCAAUUCGUGAAGCUGCAGUCAGAAUACGGCGUGUCUCCUUUCGUCCAGAUCCGCGUGGAGAACCGCAAAUCGCCGCCACAUGAUGGCAUCAUCGUGAUUGACGAGGGUGAAGUCAGUCUGCCCAGCAAGAUGUUCUAUCGCCUCGGGCCGCGCAGUGAGAUUGUCGAGGGCUUCAAGAUCCUCCUGCGCGACGUGGCCAUCCUUAUGGGAGUGGUGCACGAUCGGGCGAAGCAAUUCGCCGAGGACAUCUUCAACUACGAGAAGCGCAUCGUCAACACGAUCAACGUGACGCAGCAGAACGACGAUCGGGAGAUCAACAAAGAGGUUUCGCUGGGAAGUGUCAUGAAGAUUGCUCCAUCUCUGCCUCUGCUUGACAUCAUCACCACACUUUAUCCCAACUCGAGAGUGACAGAGAACACGAUGGUUCUGGUGAAAGACCUCGAAGUCUUGCGCUCAAUGUCGAUUGUGGUAUCCACAACAGAUAUUCAAGUCUUGAAUAUGUAUCUCAUUUGGUCUCUGAUUCGACGCUUCCUUCCCUUCAUUUCGCGCGACUACCGGAUAGCUUUGGAGGAGUUUGAGAGUAAACUCUACGGAUUCCGGGAUCCGCCGCCCAAGUGGUAUUUCUGCACAAAACUCGUGAGAGACUGGAUGUCCUUUGGCGUGGAUGUUCUGAGAGAGAAUCCUCAAUUGAUUGUCCUUCAUCAGAAAGACACAACGCAUGAGUCGAAGGUUUUCUUCAGUGAAAAAUUUACCAUCGAUCAAAAUAAUAACAGCGAUGAGUUGGUUAAGUUGAUUUUCUAUCACAUCCGCAACGAACUCAAGAGCUCAGUUAACGAUGACGGACGGAUUAGUGAGAGUUUGAGGACUUUCAUCAGUGAUCGACUGUCGGCUGUUGCUCUGCAAAUCGGAAUUCCCGACGACGCUGCCCAGACAGAUGAGUUCCUGAACUCCUACUAUGAGGACUUUACGCCACAGAGACUCUACUUUCUCAACAACUUGCGUUACAGGUGGAAAUUCAUCAAGGCGAGGACUGAGCUUCGUCUCACGAAUCAGACGAGAAGUGAAAAACUGAUCAACGCUCUCUAUCCAAUUAGCGAUGACGAGGAGAGGAAGUUUGUGCAAUUUCAUCCGGAACUCAACACAGUUGUGGUGUCUAGAAGAGCCCUGCGCAGACCGUAUUUCCACCAAAACUACCCCUUGUCGGUGAACUUUGCCCACAUUGGGAAGGAUUUUGUCGAAGUCAUUGUCGAAGCUAUUAAGUUUCACCAAGAAUCUCACGCCAGAAUGAUGAAUAGCAGCAGAACGACUUCGGGAGAGAACAAAUCCAUCCACGAACUGUUCAGGUGUCUGACGAAGAAGUCUCCGUACGACACAACUUCCGUUCCAAUUGAGGCUCAGAAGAAGCUCUACGUGGACAUUGAGAGCAACAGAAUCCUGCUUCGUGCCUUCAAGUCAUUCCUCAAGAGUAUUGAUCACAAUGUUCCGAUCUACGACAGCACCGUGCCGGAAACUGUCACUUACGACUCCUUCGGGCUCAGGCGGAGACUUCGUCAGCCCGGCCUGAGGAUCUUCAGCGAGACUGAGUUGCUGGUCUUGUCGCAGUUGCAGCGUUACUGCGUUCUUGACGACGCCAGCAGCUAUGAUCGGAUAAAAGUCUUCAUGGAAAUGGAGUUUCCGAGGCGAGAAAUCUUCCAGAUUCUCUGGCAUCACGUGCCCGAACUGAGCAAAGCCUUGUCCUGUGACGUCGAUACUCGUGAAUGUCGUGACGUGUUGUAAGAGUUCACUUAAUGAAUUUACGUCGAUGUAAGUAACCUUCCUAUGCGCAAUAGAUAACUAUGGCAAUAUUACUGAAUUAGAGACAAUAAAACUUUGUAAGUUGUAUUUGUGAGAAUGACUAUAAAUUUUUGGAGUCGCAAAAAAAAUGUAUUGCCAUUAAGAUGCUAAAUAAUCACAGAAAAAUUUCAAGAGAGAAAA
Phlebotomus argentipes is the source of this 3402-nucleotide messenger RNA. It is a transcript of the gene goe, whose product is annotated as protein gone early. The coding region runs from base 679 to 3204 and encodes 841 amino acids. NCBI's taxonomy places the organism in Eukaryota, Metazoa, Arthropoda, Insecta, Diptera, Psychodidae. Gene Ontology annotation, biological process: protein processing. Gene Ontology annotation, cellular component: plasma membrane. The transcript has 11 exons. The record is from RefSeq and is a predicted model, not a curated record. Gene Ontology annotation, molecular function: metalloendopeptidase activity.